Molecule: messenger RNA, 1327 nt
Organism: Bactrocera neohumeralis
Lineage: Eukaryota; Metazoa; Arthropoda; Insecta; Diptera; Tephritidae
Product: retinol-binding protein pinta
Exons: 4
Coding region: 16-1014 (332 amino acids)
Cellular component (GO): membrane
Molecular function (GO): phosphatidylinositol bisphosphate binding
Source: RefSeq, a predicted model, not a curated record
GCUUUAAGGGACUACAUGGGUUUCUUCGUGCGCACACUACCGCAACAUCAUCCACAAAUGAAUCCCAUAAGCGACGAUGCAGCGCCAAUUCUACGACCGCUUGCGCCCACUUUACAGAAAAUCGCCUGCGAAGAGCUGAAUGAGGUGCCCAAUCGUGUGGCGGACGAUGUGCUGGCGCUGCGUCAAUGGAUACACAAACAACCGCAUUUGUGUGCGCGCACCAAUGAUCAGUUUCUCGUCGGCUUUCUGCGCGGCUCCAAGAAUAGUUUGGAGAAGGCGAAGCAGAAAAUCGAUCGUUACUACACAUUGAAGGCGGCCUUGCCGGAGGUGUUCAAUGAGCGACGACAGGUGGACGAUCCGCUAGUGAUGGAAAUUGUACGCCUAGGCAUCAUCUUACAGAUACCGCUGCCCGCAGACUACCAUGGCCCCUGCAUAACGAUCAUACGCGCAUGCUCGUACGACACCACCAAAUAUAAAUUCGCCGAUAUUAUACGCGUCGGUUCGAUGUUUGGCGAAAUUAUGACAAUCGAGGAUGACAAUUCCACAGUUAGCGGCUAUAUUGAGAUUAUGGAUAUGUGUAAUGUGAGUGGUCAGCAUUUUCUACAAUUGAAACCGGAUUUGCUGCGCAAGUUCUCCACGUUCGCUGAGGAGGCAAUGCCAAUGCGUCAACGGGGCACACAUUUUAUUAAUGUACCGUCGGCGUUCGAGAAGGGCUUCCGGACACUAAGCACUUUCUUUCCGGAGAAAAUGCUCAGUCGGAUUUCAGUCAACUCCAAUCCCGAAGCGUUGUUCGACUUCGUGCCACGCGAACAUUUGCCGCAGGAGUAUGGCGGUGAGAAUGGCACCAUAGCCGAUAUUGUGGAGCGCAUGGAAGCGAAAUUGUUGCGUUAUCGCGACUACUUUUUGCUGGAACCGGAAUUCGGCACUAAUGAGAAGUUGCGCGAGGGCGCGCUCUAUAAUUAUGAGAACAUUUUCGGGCUGGAGGGUUCAUUCCGUAAAUUAGAAGUCGAUUAGCCACAAGCUACUUUUAUUCUUUUUUGUAGCUUUUCUUUGAUAUUUGCUGUUUUUACAUACUUAAAAAAUAUAAAUUUAUAUUUAGUAGCGUUUAUGAUGGAUAUUUACAGUGAUUGUCUGUAUAAGUUAUUGAUAUUUAAGUGAAUUAAAGUAACAAUCGUAUCAAGAUAAAAAAAUGUAGAGCAGAAUUGAUCGAAAAAUUUAAUAAAAAAAAUUAGCGAAAUUAUAAAAAAUGUAUGUAUUAGCUUAAAAAAAUUAUGAAAUGUUUUCAUAGUUUUGAAAAUUACUAAACAAUAUAAAUUAUAAGAAACAA